ACGAGUUCUAUCGCAGUGUCUGCACCUCCCAGCCAUGACCAGAGACAUCUGCUUUUACUGAUAGAUUUCUGCUCCCUCUAUAUACAUGUGUUCUGCAUGAUGUGUAGGCGGUGGAGAAAUGUAGUAUGACAUUGCAGUCAUCAAAUGAAUAGAUGGCAUUACCUACACUUCCAUCAUACUGUCGCAGUAGAUUGCUAGAGAAACAGAUUGUACGUCAUCGGGAGCAAGAGGCACGAUUCCGUCAUGAGUGGGAUAUAGCCAACCGGUAUUUCAAACAGUCUGAUGUGUGCAGCAGUAAACAAGCCCAAUGGAGUUCCCGGCUUUCGUAUGAACAGAGUAUGAAUGCUUACCACCGGGAGAAGCAGAAAGAGGAGAAAAAAAGGAACUUGGAACGACGGAGAGAAGAGCUUCGCAAACUCUUACAGGAAGAACGAGAUUUACUGGAGGAAGAACUUCGGGAGCUGUCUCGAAACAGGGACCCCGAUCUUACCAGUAUGAGAGAGAAAGCUGAGGGGUUGAAGUCUGCAAGGGAGGAGAGGAGGAAAAAGCUCGCCGAUGACUUACUGUAUGAGCAGUGGAAGAUGAACAACUUGAAGUUGCGAGAGGUGGAAUCUAAUUUGCACAAAAUGCAUGUGGUUGAUGCCUGGGUAGAGCAGGUCACAGAGAAGGAUCAGGAAAAAAAAGUUGAGGAGGAAGAGCAAAAGAGGUUUGAAAACCAGUAUGAGCUUGCCAGGAGAGUGGCUUUGGAAAAUAUUAAAAAGGACGAGAAGAGACGUCGCCAAGCAGAAAGGGAACGCGCUGAGUUCUUACGGCAGCAAAUGGAGGAGCUUAAGUUGAGGGAUUUGGAGGCUCAGAAGUUAAAGAAGGAACAGGAAGAGUUAUUGCAACAACAGUGGGAAGUGGAAGAGCUUCAAGAGAAGAGAAAGAAAAUAGAGGAGCAAAGGAAAAAAUCAGAACACGGUCACUUCCUGAAUCGUCAGUACACAGCACAGAUGAAGAGAAGAGCCCAAAUGGUACAGGAGGAGCUGGAAAUGGACAUGAAGAUAUUGGCUGCACUCAUCAGUAAAGAAGAUGAGGAGCAACGCUUACGAUCAGCUAGAAGGGAGCUGGCAGCUGCCGACGCAGCCUGGAUGAAACGUGUCAUUGAAGAGCAGCUACAUCUGGAGCGACAGAGAGAAGCAGAGCUUGAUACACUUUUCAGGGAAGAAGCCAGACAGGUGUGGGAGAAAAGAGAGGUGGAAUGGGAGCGAGAAAGGAAUGCACGGAAUCGCCUGAUGAGAGAGGUGCUGACAGGUAGGCAGCUACAGAUCCAGGAAAAAAUUGAUCAGAAUAAACGUGCACAGAGGGAAUCGCUAAAGUCUCGGGAACAGCUCAUACAGGAGCUUGAAGAUUUUAAACAACUGACUGCUAGAGAGAAAAAGGAGGAGGAAGAAGUGAAGACCGCACGAAGGCUGGAACUAGAGGCACAGAUUUCUGAGCAGCGCCUGCAAGAAAGGGAGGCCAUGCUUCGUCUGGAAGAGGAGGAAAGAGAAGAAAAAUUGGCUGAGGAAAAAGAAAACUAUUUGGCAGAACAAGAGGCAGAAAUCUUGACCCAGAGAGGUUAUCAGAAAAAGGUGUUCAGUCGCCCCCGGCCUGCUUGGUCAUGACAGAUUACUGGUUCAAGUACAAGACAAAGCUUUGGCUGACAACACAAAAGGCGCAUUUCGUUUCUAAUAUCAUUCUUAUGUACAUAACUUUUACUUGUAAAUACUAUAUUUUAAAGUGUGUGUGUGUGUGUGUAUACACACACCUUUUAUGAUUCCAAAUUAUAGAUACAUUUUUAAGAAGAAUAUAUGUUAUAACAUAUCUAGCCUGGUUGUAUGUGCUGCCACCUAGUGGAGGAAAGCUAGUUUUGAACUUCUGAUAAGGCAAUAAAACUUGGGCAGAUGUUCUUGCGUGGAGCAUAUUUGUGCUUAUUAAUGGCAAAGCAUAAAGUGCAAACUUUUUGUUUUGUUAAAGAGGUAAUCCAGGAUUAGAAAACAGUCAAUGGCUGAGGCUGGUUUUUGUUUGAAAUUGAAUGUAUAGUUACUUUAGUUGAAACUUUUUUUUUUUUCUUUCUUUAUUUGUUCUAAUAUACGGUAGGUGGAAAUCCUAGCUGAUUUCUUAGGGAAAUCUGUCAUCAAUAUCACCAGCACUAACUUGUUGUAAAUGCUUUUAUUGUGGGUGAUAAUAAUACUAACCGUUCCAGCUCCAUGCCUACGCGAUCUCUGUUCUUCCGUACAUGCAAAUGACCUGCUUGAUGCACGGAAAGCCCCCUCUGCUGCAGAAUGGGGCUCCACUUUGCAGAGACAAAGCACAGGGUAGGAGGCAUUACCAUGAAGAUGCCGCUCGGACAUAACUCACAGGGAGCUUGGGGACGCUCCCUCCUAGCACCAAGGUUAUUUAACACCAGUAAGUAUCAUUGUCAUCAGUGUCGCCCACUUUACAAGCCAGCACAAUAGGUUAGUGCUAGCGAUGCAGGUAACGGAUUCUCUUUAAGGUUUUUUUUUUCCACUGGUGGUUUAGAUGUCUUUUGUUUUAUAAUCUAUCUAACACUGUUGGAAUAAACAUUGCCUUCCCAUUAAUGUAAAUGUAUUUUUAAAUGAGAACCAGCCGAACUGAGGUGUAACAUGUGGAGUAGCAAUCGAUUUGCACUUUUUUUUUUCCCUUCUAAAAAUCAUAAAGCUUUCAAUUUUCCACCUACAGACCUAUAUGAGGGCUAGUUUUUUGCGCCACCAAUUUUAGUUUGUAAUUACGUCAAUCAUUUCACCACAAAAUCUAUGGCAAAACAAGAAAAAAUAAUGUGUGGGGCAAAAUAAAAUUCCUUUUCUUUUG
Messenger RNA from Hyla sarda, 2853 nucleotides. RefSeq names its product trichoplein keratin filament binding (gene TCHP). Lineage: Eukaryota; Metazoa; Chordata; Amphibia; Anura; Hylidae. The record is from RefSeq and is a predicted model, not a curated record. Gene Ontology annotation, biological process: apoptotic process. The transcript has 14 exons. Gene Ontology annotation, cellular component: keratin filament. Bases 153 to 1646 code for a protein of 497 amino acids.